CAAACGGGACAAUGCACGCAGGACGGAAGUGAAAGACUACUCGUUGCAAAUGGCAGACGUGUGACAUCUUAUGCUUGUUUUCGUAUUCAACGUGUUGUAAAAUUAUCUUAGUUUUGAAGUCUCGUACAAUCGUAUCUAAACAAAAAGUAUCGACUUCAACAAUUAAGGAUAAUUAAGAAUAAAAGAAUAAAAUCUAAAGAGAUAAUGGCAAAAUUAGUGAAUGUUUGGCGGGACGAUGACCCGGUCGAUCUGACGCGAAGACAAAUGCCGUUGAUCGUUGAUGAAAAUCUCACGAUGAUCAUGGAUGUAAAUGGCUUAGGAGCAAUCUGUGCUAGUCCUCUUGUCCGUGGAAAACAAUUGGAUGAAUUCACUAGGAAGUUGGAUAUGCUUACGAAAGAAGAAAUUAAAGCAUCUUUCGAAGUUACAUGUAAAGAUAUGCUAACUAUUUUAGGACAAGCUGUACCAUGCGUUGGUUGUAGAAGAAGUGUUGAAAGAUUAUUUGAUGAUUUAAUGAAAUCAGGACAUCCUGCACUAGAUCCAUUGAUCAUUACUCCAGAUGGUUUAUUAUCAAUAAGUGAUGAUAUUUUGGAAUCACCUCAAUUACUUUGUACUAUGUUACAAGGACACAGUGCAAGAUUGAAUAAUUUAGUAGAAAAACAACCAAGAAAUAAAAAAUCGCGAAGAUGUGUUUUACAUUCUUUGGAAAUACAACGCAUGAGACCACCUCCAAGUGCAUGGAGAGAAGUUUGGGAUUGCAUGGAGUUACCAUGUAGACAGGAACUUGCUUUGAUUGAAACUGAUACUCUAGAUGCCACAUUAGAUACAUAUUUACGUAAACAUAGAUUUUGCGCCGAAUGUAGAACAAAAGUUCUUUUGGCAUCGUCUAUUUUAACAACAGAACAUGAACCAGCGAAAGAAACAGGUUAUGUAGCUGCUUUAUAUUCUGGUAUUAAACGAUGUAUACCGGACCGUCAUGUUCAUUUACCAACUAGUACAGAUUAUAUCAGUACACUUAUUGGUCGUGCUCAACCAGAACUUAUGGGAAGAGAAAGACAUGCGAAAACAUUAGAAAUUGCUCAAGAAGAAGUACUCACUUGUCUUGGAAUAUGUGUUGCGGAACGUUUACAUAAAGUCCAUCGGCGAUUAAGAGAGGAAGAAACAGUUUACAAAGUAUUAGCUGCAGUAGCAGUUGAUGCAUUGUCUAGAAAUUUUCAAAUGGCAGUCGAAGUGAAACAAGGAAUUUCACAAUUAGAACUUUUGUAUGAGGAAUUAACAAGGGAAGAAAUAGCUAAACAACAACGACGAGAAAAAUUGAGAUUAAAACGAAAGAAGAAGAAGGAACGCCGUUAUGAAACAGAGGAGAAAGAAAAUUCAUGUCAUUGUUCCAAUGAAAGGAGAAGCGGAAAUAGUGAAACAUGUUGUAUUUGUAUGGAAGUAAAACCGACAACACAAAAUAUCGAUCGACAUAAGUUACAAGUUUUAGAUCCAAAAAAUAAAGGUCCACCGACAUGUAAAUGUCCUGAUUGCUUGAAAAAAGCAAAAAUACCUAGUAUAAUACAAUCUCAAAGUCAAACACAAUUACCAUAUUCGACUAAAAAAAUUUCAAGCCCGCAAAAAAGUAGUUCCAAGAAAACAACUUCUGAAUCAAAGACGAAAGUUAGUCAAAGUCAAAUAGAAGAAACUAAUUCAGAGAUAAAACAUUUUUCUGAAGAAGAAUUAUUUGAAAGUUGCGACUCGUGUAAGGACUUCUCUGAUAAAACUGAGGAUGAACAGUGGCAUAAUCUCGAUGAUUGUAAAGAUCCUGUGACCAAAGAAUUAGUUGGUGCUUGGAUAGGUGAACCAAGCAAAAGAUAUACGAUUUGGAUAGAAAUGAAAAAACGCUUUGAAUUAUCUAUGGCUGAUAGAAAAAGUCGUUCAUCAAGUGAACAAUCAUCUCAGGAUUGUGGUUAUUCAUCUGAACAUAAUAUUAGUAGUCCAUCUAUUCCUAGUACACCCGAAGGUUCUGAAGUAGCUUGCAGUGAUGGUUGUUGUAAUCAUGAAGGUGAUUGUCAUGAUAUACGAACAUCCGAUAAACUUGUUCAUUCCAAUUCUAGUAUUUCUUUGCUAAAAGAAAGAGGUGGAGGUCCAACACUUACACAAAUGCUGGAGGAUUGUUACUUAUCAGAUGACGAGGAAAAAGAGAGCUAUAUUCCUGCAGAGGAAGUUUUGGAAUUUAAAUCUCGAAUGUGUCAAGUCCUUGAGAAACGUCAGGAACUUCGACAAACACUUAGAAAACGUUUUGCAAUUCUCUGCAGCCAUCAUAAGCCUUUUAUCAUUCCUCAUUAAAAAUUCCUACUAGGUACAGUUACUUAAUAGGAUAUGAUCUUUCUCUUUUGUUUUUUUACAUUGAUUUACUGCCAGUAGAGUCGUGAAUAUUAUAGAUGUAUUUUGAAUAAUUGUUAUCAUUGGAGGAUCAUUUUCCAAUGUGAAUAAAGUAUCAUUGGAUCAUACAUUAUAGAAAUAUUAUAUAAGAUAAUUUAUCAAAAAAAUCAUUGAUAUAUAUAUUGAAUUUAGUUAUUUUAUACACAACUAAAUUCAGCUACAUAAAAGACAUGUGUUUAUGAUAUAGUAAAAUUAUCGUCAAAAAUUAUCAAGCCUAUGCAUUGAAUUCACAGUUAUCUUUAAUUUAGAUAAUGUUUAA
Vespa mandarinia (Asian giant hornet) is the source of this 2680-nucleotide messenger RNA. Its product is annotated as gametogenetin-binding protein 2-like. The record is from RefSeq and is a predicted model, not a curated record. Gene Ontology annotation, cellular component: cytoplasm; nucleus. Lineage: Eukaryota; Metazoa; Arthropoda; Insecta; Hymenoptera; Vespidae.